UACUGAUACAAACCUCUCUCCAACUGGUGCUGAUACAAACCUCUCUUCAACUGGUGCUGAUACAAACCCCUCUCCAACCAUACUGAUACAAACCCCUUUUCCAACUAGUGCUAACUAUAUCAUUGUUGAAGAUUCUGAUUCUUCAACAAACUCUAGUUUAUCAAAUAAUGACUUAGAUUUUUUUGAUAAUUUGGAUUUUUCAACUAACUACAUAUUAUUAGAUAACAUUUCGGAUCUGCAUUUAGAUAAUAGUUUGGAUUUGCAUUUAGAUAAUAGUUUGGAUUUGCAUUUAGAUAAUAGUUUGGAUUUGCAUUUAGAUAAUAGUUUGGAUCUGCAUUUGGAACUACAAGCAAAGAUUAUUAUUAAUGUUGAAAGUUCUACAUCGACACCCGCAAAAUGGUUUAAAUUUUAUUCAAAUAGAUUUGAUACAUUUCAUAAUGAUCUUAUGAAACAUAUUCAUAAAUAUCAUAAUAACAAAAUUGAUAAAAAUAAUAUGGAAAUUUCUUAUAAAGUAAAUGGACGAGGUCAUGCGAUGGCAUUAGAUGAUGAAU
Molecule: messenger RNA, 551 nt
Organism: Racocetra fulgida
Lineage: Eukaryota; Fungi; Glomeromycota; Glomeromycetes; Diversisporales; Gigasporaceae
Source: the annotation of a GenBank genome assembly